UCAUUCUUUGCUUCCGUAGCAAAUUAUUCGCUUGGACAACUAAUAAAAUUCGUCGAGUCUGAGCCAGCGAAUUUUUCGCUGCAACAGCGAAUGUUUUUUUUCCGUGCGGUAAAGCUGAAAUGCAGAAGAAUGAGGGGAAGAAGAAAACGGAAAUAACUAUGCUUUAACAUGGUGACUUCCGUUUUCUUGUUCCCCGUAUUCUUCUGCAUUUCAGUUUCACCGGAAUGCUUUAUUCUUCUUCCCCCGAUAGUCGAAAUACACUAUUAUUUCACCUAGUUUAAACAGUAUCCAAAGAAGAACAGUAAUGCUUUCUAAUCUACCUCCUCCCUGACGCUCAUGGGCUGACGCAGACGGAGUUCUUGGACGCACCACUGGGUCCGUGACAACUUUGUCCGCGUGAGACCGCGUCAGAAAGGAAGUAGUAAAGAAAGGAGUGCUGUUCUUCUAUGGAUCCGAUUGAAACCAUGUGAAAUAACCUAUUUCUCAUCAUAUUUCCCGUGGUUGUGUCCUCCCGCUCUGGUGUGCAGAACGACGGCGGUGCGCUCUCGAGACGCACCAGCCCCCCCCCCCUCCCCCUUUCCCCUCUUCCUCUCCUGUGCUCUGCGCCGCCGUCAGCGAGAGCAAGGCGAGGACAGCGAGCGGCUCUGUUGGCAGACAGACCGCGCAGCCACACACCCUGCCUGCCACCUCGUUCAACACAGCACUUGCCCUGCCUGCUCCUCCCACCAAUUGCUCCUCCCUCGUUAAUAUGGAAGAUAAUCGCAAGCGGAAAAGUGUAGUGGCUAAUACUGGCGAGGAACCACCUGCUCGCAGACCCAGACACGAGCUGAAUGUUCCACUUCAAGCCAACGGCCACGCCCAAGUCGCUUGCAGCCCGCAGUCUCCUUUUGUCCAGGUUUCUAUCAGCGACACCCUUCUCGAUGGCACACCGAAGGCUUCGAAAAAGAAACUUAUUCUUUGCAAGAAUUAUCAACAGGCCGAUGGUCUAAAGCAACAAUCACCGAGUGUGAAGACUCCACGGAUGGAUAAGAACUUUAAUGUUACCAAGAAGUCUAGCAAAACGCCCUCUUCAGCUCGACGUACACCUAAAAUGAGUACUCAAGCAGGCAAUUUCCGCAGACUCCAGUGGUGCCGUGGGUGCGACAGGCAGGCGUCUGCCGGCUGUCGGAGAGCUCAGCACGACUGCCUUGCCCUUCAAGAGGCUCGGAGUCGUGCUGCACAGGACCUGCUUGCAGCGCAGGACCGACUGCGUCGCCUGGAGCAGCUGGAGGUGCGGGCCGCCACCACGCGCCUCCGGUGCACGGCACAGGUGAUGGGUGUGGGUGAGCGGGACAUCGAGCUGGCCCUCUCAAGUCUGGGUGGGGCGGACCUCCGAGCCUUGUGCCUCUACCUCGAGGGUCUUGAGCUGGAGCCGGAGGAGGCUCACCUUUCUGCGUCCUCUGCGGGCUGCGAGGCCAUCGCAACGAGAUGUGCCAAGCUGCCUGACCGCCUGGAGGGCGUGACCAUCAUGCCGGGGGCCGUACUGCUCUUGGGCUGCCUGGAUAGGGAGCGUGGGGAUGACGACGACCGGCAAUCUGACGACCCCGACAGGAGCUGGUUCUGCGAGUCGCCGCCCGCCCUUCGCAUUUACUACGACCUCCCGGUGGCGCCGCAGCAGGCGCAGGGCUCCAAGGUGCUAGGCUACAUCACGUGCAACCUGAAGCACAUUGCCGCGGCCCGGCCCGGCGGAGAGUCGAACCGCGAGGGGAGGGCGGUGCGGCUCCUUAAUGUUACAGUCAUUUCGGAGUAAACCACUGGAAACAUACCCAACCUUUGCUUCUCUAAUUUUAUCAUGAAUACGGCUCAACGUGUCUGUGAUUUAUCGCUUUGAACGUUUGUAUAUUUUGUUUAAUGUCACCUGUAAUUUUAUGUCAUUAUUCACUUUGCUUAAAUAAGAACAUUGUAUAUCUGA
This is a messenger RNA of Frankliniella occidentalis (western flower thrips), 1951 nucleotides long. RefSeq lists its product as uncharacterized. The transcript is spliced from 6 exons. The record is from RefSeq and is a predicted model, not a curated record. NCBI's taxonomy places the organism in Eukaryota, Metazoa, Arthropoda, Insecta, Thysanoptera, Thripidae. Bases 749 to 1789 code for a protein of 346 amino acids.